CUCACAAUCCCUUUCCAAGAAGACUUGCCCCGAAUCUCAGUGUUUGGGGUUGGACUUGCAAGCUAGGUUUCGGGUUUUGGAGAUUCAAAUUUGUUUUCUCAAAUUUUGGAGAUUCUGUACGAAAAACUUGGUGGGCGGAGAGUUGGAGCUGACAGAGAGAUGGGUGUGGAUGAUAAAUCGAUUGCCCUUGAUGCCGUCAACAAGGAAGCUGUUGACCUGGAGAACAUGCCCCUCAAAGAAGUAUUUGAACAUCUUAAAUGUACAAAAGAGGGUCUGAGCACCGAUGCAGUUCAAGAACGGUUGGAAGUGUUUGGAUACAACAAACUAGAAGAGAAAAAGGAAAGUAAAAUACUGAAGUUUUUGGGCUUUAUGUGGAAUCCUCUGUCAUGGGUCAUGGAAGCAGCAGCUUUAAUGGCGAUUGCUCUUGCACAUGGAGGGCAUAAGGGCACAGAUUAUCAUGACUUCUUUGGCAUCUUGAUCUUGCUCAUUAUCAACUCUACCAUCAGUUUUAUUGAGGAAAAUAAUGCUGGCAAUGCGGCUGCUGCUCUUAUGGCUCGAUUAGCUCCAAAAGCCAAGGUCCUGCGUGACGGGAAGUGGAGUGAGGAAGAUGCUUCAGUGUUAGUUCCAGGUGAUAUAGUAAGCAUCAAACUUGGGGACAUUGUACCUGCUGAUGCACGCCUUCUUGAAGGAGAUCCUCUAAAAAUUGAUCAGUCUGCUCUUACCGGAGAAUCACUUCCUGUAACCAAGAACCCUGGCGAUGGAGUUUACUCGGGUUCAACAUGUAAGCAAGGUGAAAUUGAAGCAGUUGUUAUUGCAACUGGAGUUCAUACUUUCUUCGGGAAAGCAGCUCAUCUUGUGGAAAAUACGACACACGUCGGGCAUUUCCAGAAGGUUUUAACUGCAAUUGGAAACUUCUGCAUUUGCUCAAUUGCUGUUGGUAUCGUAAUUGAACUCAUUGUCAUAUAUGGGGUUCAUAAGAGGAAAUAUCGUGUUGGUAUCGAUAACCUUCUUGUCCUACUCAUUGGUGGGAUCCCCAUUGCAAUGCCAACUGUUCUUUCUGUUACCAUGGCUAUCGGUUCACAUCGCUUAUCUCAGCAGGGUGCUAUAACAAAGAGAAUGACUGCAAUUGAGGAAAUGGCAGGGAUGGAUGUGCUAUGCAGUGAUAAAACAGGCACACUCACACUUAACAAGCUCACCGUGGACAAAAAUAUGAUCGAGGUUUUUGCCAAUGGUGUUGAGAAGGAUAUGGUUGUACUAAUGGCUGCAAGAGCAUCACGGUUAGAGAAUCAGGAUGCUAUUGAUGCUGCAAUUGUUUCAAUGUUGGCUGAUCCUACGGAGGCCCGAGCUGGAAUUAAAGAAGUUCAUUUCCUCCCAUUCAAUCCAACGGACAAAAGGACAGCACUCACAUACGUAGAUAAAGCUGGUGAAAUGCAUAGAGUGAGCAAAGGCGCACCAGAGCAGAUUCUCAAUCUAGCGCAUAACAAAUCACAAAUUGAACGGAAGGUGCAUUCAAUGAUUGACAAAUUUGCAGAGCGUGGGCUUCGAUCCCUUGGAGUUGCCCGCCAGAAAGUACCUGCCGGUAACAAGGAUAGUCCUGGUGGCCCCUGGGAAUUCGUAGGACUUCUCCCUCUCUUUGACCCUCCUCGUCAUGAUAGUGCUGAAACAAUCCGGAGAGCUCUCGAUCUUGGUGUUAGUGUUAAGAUGAUAACAGGUGAUCAACUGGCAAUUGCUAAGGAAACCGGAAGACGGCUUGGAAUGGGCACUAACAUGUACCCCUCUUCGUCUUUGCUUGGUGACAAUAAGGAUGCAGCAACUGCAGCUAUACCAAUUGAUGACCUCAUUGAAAAAGCUGAUGGUUUUGCCGGAGUGUUUCCUGAACAUAAGUAUGAGAUUGUAAGGAGAUUACAAGCUAGAGAACACAUCUGUGGAAUGACUGGUGAUGGAGUAAACGAUGCACCUGCUUUAAAGAAAGCAGACAUAGGAAUUGCAGUUGCAGAUUCUACAGAUGCUGCUCGUAGCGCUUCUGAUAUAGUUCUGACAGAACCUGGGUUGAGUGUAAUCAUUAGCGCUGUCUUAACAAGCCGUGCAAUCUUCCAACGAAUGAAAAACUACACGAUAUAUGCUGUUUCUAUCACUAUUCGUAUUGUGCUGGGCUUUAUGUUGCUGACUGUUUUCUGGAAAUUUGACUUCCCGCCUUUUAUGGUUCUUGUCAUCGCCAUUCUUAACGAUGGUACUAUCAUGACAAUAUCCAAGGACAGAGUUAAACCUUCUCCUUUUCCAGAUAGUUGGAAGCUAAGUGAAAUUUUUGCAACUGGAAUCGUCCUUGGUGGUUAUUUGGCUCUAAUGACAGUAAUAUUCUUCUGGUUAGCUUAUGAAACAAACUUCUUUGAGCAUCAUUUUCAUGUAAAGAGCUUCAACAGUAAUCAUUUUGACAUGAAAAACAAGACUCAAGCUGAUCCACUCAAAGAAAUGUUGGCAUCUGCUGUUUAUCUUCAAGUCAGCACCAUCAGCCAGGCCUUGAUAUUUGUGACUCGCUCCAGGGGCUGGUCUUUCACAGAGCGACCUGGUCUUCUGCUUGUAGUUGCUUUCAUCUUGGCUCAAUUGAUUGCUACUGUAAUAUCCGCCGAAGCAACCUGGAAAGUUGCUGGAAUAAGGAAAAUAGGUUGGGGCUGGACUGGUGUUAUUUGGUUGUACAAUGUAGUAACUUACGUGCUACUCGAUCCUAUAAAGUUUGCCGUUCGAUAUGCACUUAGCGGCAAAGCCUGGAGUCUGGUGGUCGAAAAAAGAACUGCAUUCACAACCCAAAAGGAUUUUGGAAGGGAAGCUCGCGAGGCUGCAUGGGCAGCUGAGCAGCGGACACUGCACGGCCUCCAGCCUGUUGAGCAAAGAAGGUUUACCGAUCAUAGCACUUUUAGGGACAUUAAUCUUAUGGCAGAAGAAGCUAAAAGGCGUGCGGAGAUUGCAAGAAUGAGGGAACUUCACACUCUUAAAGGGAAGGUAGAAUCAUUUGCUAAGCUGAGGGGAUUAGACAUCGAUGCCAUGAACCAGAACUAUACUGUCUGACCGGAAUUCUGAUUAUAUAUAUUUUUUUCUUUUAGUUUGUUUUAAUGUUUAUUAUGUGUAAUUCUUUCCAUUCUUAGCUGAAUUUCUCUUGGACCAUAUAUUUGACAAUAAUUAAUUAUUCUAUAUUUAAUCUUUUUUCUUAAA
Camellia sinensis is the source of this 3207-nucleotide messenger RNA. Its product is annotated as plasma membrane ATPase 1. Gene Ontology annotation, biological process: proton export across plasma membrane. NCBI's taxonomy places the organism in Eukaryota, Viridiplantae, Streptophyta, Magnoliopsida, Ericales, Theaceae. Gene Ontology annotation, molecular function: P-type proton-exporting transporter activity; ATP hydrolysis activity; ATP binding. Gene Ontology annotation, cellular component: membrane. The record is from RefSeq and is a predicted model, not a curated record.